ACGGAAGAGGAAGUGAUAUUGGUUUGUUUUCCAACUUCGAGACAGCAGUAUGCUGAUAAACAGGAGAUCACUUCGAUGUUAGCUGGGUCUAUUUACUUUUUUCGACUGGACACAUAAACUGUACUAGCAGUACUUACACUACUACUACUGCUACUGUCAACAUUAUGUCAAAACUAUGGAUAAUACUGUCUGUCAUUCUCCUGUCGACUCAGACCUACUCUCAAGAGGCUAUUUUGCACAUCUCGAAUGAAUCCAUCGAUAAAGAGUAUUGUCUUGUUUACAAUGCCGCCUGGACAAAUCUCUCCAACUCUCUCAGAGAUUCGGUGAAGUACGAGGUGGUGAAUCUGGUGUCCAGCUAUCUUUGCAACUCCUCUGCUAUCCCAGAUGUGAAGGGAAAGGCACUUGUGGUAAUGAGGGGACAAUGUGACUUCAGUCAGAAGGCACUGGUAGCCCAAGAAAAGGGAGCUGCUGCUCUCAUCAUUGCCAGUAAUAAGACUAUGACUCCACCAUCAGCAAAUGAAUCAGAAUAUGAGAAGGUUCAUAUUCCGCUGGUCCUUAUGCGCUAUCGAGACUUUGUUGAUGCUCAGCAGGUCUUUGGCAAGGAUAUGACUGCAAGACUGUAUGCCCCCCCUGUGCCAAUGUUUGAUGUAAGCAUUGUUGUGAUGCUGAUCAUCGCAGUGUCUACAGUCGCGCUGGGAGGCUUCUGGAGUGGUGCAGCAGAAAAGGACAAACAGAGUGAAGGAGCUUUUCCGGGGAGGGUUGAUGAUGCAUCAAGUCAAGAACUGUCUUUGUACUCUCCGCUGAAAGUCAUCAUCUUCGUGGCUCUCAUGUGCGCUAUGCUGGUGCUCAUGUACUUUUUCUACAGGUGGCUUGUUUAUGUUAUCAUCGUCAUCUUCUGCCUGGCCUCAGCAACAGCCUUAUAUAGCUGUUUGGAUGCCCUGCUGAAUAGGAUUGGGUGUGGAACAUGCAGCUUCUCCUGCCUGAGCAAAGAUUUCUCUGUGAGAUCCCUAGUGCUGGCGGCCCUGUGUGUCAGCGUGGCUGUGGUCUGGGGAGUCUACAGGAAUGAGGACAGAUGGAUCUGGAUACUCCAAGAUUUGUUGGGCAUUGCCUUUUGUCUGAAUUUCAUGAAAACAAUCACCCUCUCAAACUUCAAGAUAUGUGUGAUCUUGCUGAGCCUGCUGCUCCUCUACGAUGUGUUCUUUGUCUUCAUUACUCCCUUCUUCACGCCGAAUGGAGAGAGCAUCAUGGUCCAAGUUGCCCUGGGGCCAGAGUCUGCUGGGGAGAAGAGUGAUGGUAACAUUGUGGAAGUACCAGCCGACCCCACACCCACCUAUGAGAAACUUCCGGUGGUCAUGAGGGUCCCCAGGUUCUCUGCCUGGGCUCAGAACCUAUGUGGCAUGCAGUUCUCAAUCCUGGGCUAUGGAGACAUCAUUGUCCCAGGCUUGCUGAUCGCCUACUGCCACAGGUUUGAUGUCUGGACUGGCAGCUCGAAGAGAGUUUACUUCUUUUCCUGCACAAUAGCCUACUUCUUGGGCAUGAUCGUGACUUUCGCGGUUAUGCUCCUGUCCAAGAUGGGACAGCCAGCCUUGCUGUACCUGGUGCCUUUCACCCUCAUCACCAGUGCUGUGGUGGCGUGGAGCCGGAGAGAGAUGCAGCAGUUUUGGGCAGGAACCACUUACCAGGUGUUGGACUCUUCCAGGGAGCCUUUAUCGCAAGAUGGAGAACCUGGAUAUACCAGCGGGGAGAGAAAAUGCUGAUUGUAACUCAUAAGUCACUGGAUGUGUGGAUCACUAUAUUUCCCUUUUUGUAUACAUGACUCCAUCUUUAACAGAAAGGGACUUUGGUAAUGUUAUGACAUAAUGAUCAAUCAUGGUUUUAUUAGAUUUUAAAUUGACAUUUAGAUUGGUGAUUACAUCUUCAUUUGCUUAAUUGUCCUUGUAAUGCUGUAAAAUCUUUUUGGAAUAUCAAAGGCUACUGCUGACAUUUUUGCCUCAGUGACAGACAAAAGUGACUGGACAAAGCACUUUAAUCGUUUGAGAUGUUUAUUAUAAAGCAACAGACAACUUGUAUAAAAAGGUUUUGUAUCAUUAAUUUUUCAGAGCUUUGGUGUACAUUUUUGGUGAUCGGGAUUCAUUGAGGGAGGGAAGGGCCUUAUUGAUGCCUUAAAUUGACUUUUAAGGUCUGUUUUGAUGUUAUUCUUUGUAAACAACUUAAACACAUUAAAAAGUGUUGCUGAUGUUUA
Sardina pilchardus (European sardine) is the source of this 2242-nucleotide messenger RNA. RefSeq lists its product as uncharacterized. NCBI's taxonomy places the organism in Eukaryota, Metazoa, Chordata, Actinopteri, Clupeiformes, Clupeidae. Gene Ontology annotation, cellular component: lysosomal membrane; Golgi-associated vesicle membrane; cytoplasmic side of endoplasmic reticulum membrane. Gene Ontology annotation, molecular function: aspartic endopeptidase activity, intramembrane cleaving. The coding region runs from base 165 to 1757 and encodes 530 amino acids. Gene Ontology annotation, biological process: membrane protein proteolysis. The record is from RefSeq and is a predicted model, not a curated record. The transcript is spliced from 17 exons.